AUGGCAGACUCCAGCUUGACGAUAGCUCAGCAGGAGUUCCGCAAAUCGGUUCGCUUAUUUGCCCGCGAGCACCUUUCUACCGCUCGAGACACUUACUCCCUAGCAACAUCUGCGUCGCAAUGGCAGGAACGCUUCCGGUCAACAAAGCCCAUCUACCAAGCCGCUGUUGCUGCUGGACUGCUCAAAGCGCAGAUCCCAGCACCUUUAGGUGGCACCUCGGCCGGUUUCGUUGACAUGGCCCUCAUGGUUGAGGAGCUGUACUCUGUCGACACUAGUGCUAGCUUGACCAUCCUCGGUACCGGUCUCGGCCUCACACCCCUGAUUUUUGGCGGCACUCCAGAGCUACAGAAGAAGUUCCUCGCUCCUUUUUUGUCGGGCGAGGGUGCACCACUGGCCAGCCUGGUCUUCUCAGAGCCAUGGGGAAGCGCAAACUUCGCGGAUGACUCUGGCGAGGGGUUCCGCACCACGGCGAUCUGGGCUACUAACUGCUCCGGCUGGGAUGAUCGCGGCGCUGACCUACACUGUGUCGUCUGCCGAAUCCCGAGUUCUCCACGUGGCGUUCGCUCAGAAGUCGCACUGCUGCUUGUCACUCGCGACGACAUCGCCGCCAACGAGCCCCAAGCCUACACCGUCAUCGAGCAUCCACCUACACUAGGCCACACGGCCGUCAACGGCGCUCACGUUCGCUUCACCGAUCUUCGCGUCCCCAAAGCAAAUCUGCUUGCUCCUCCCGGUGCUGGGGCCAGCAUUGUCGAGGCCACAUUCACCGGUUCGGGCGCCCUUGUCGGCGCCAUGGCUGUUGGAAUCAUGCGUCAAACAUUCGCGGCUGCACUGAAUUGGGCGAAGACCGAGAAGCGCGGCAGCAACGAGUAUAUGAUCGAGAAGCAAUCCGUGGCUGAUCUCCUGGUGCAGAUCAAAACGCGCCUAGAGGCGUCACGGUCGUUGUGUCGACGAGCAGCCGCUGCUUUUCCGCAUGCCAAGCUGGGUGCAGAGCUAUGCUAUCAGAGCAAGAUCUUCUGUUCGGAAGCUGCAGUGGCAAGCGUGCAGGAUGCCAUCAAUCUGGUCGGUGUUAGUGCCUACAGGAGAGAUCUGCCGUUCGCGGGUCUGUUGGAAGAUGCAAUGGUGCUUCCGAUCUUUGAUGGAGGCAACGUAGGAGUCAGAAGGCGCCAGAUCGAGGCCUUGAUGAAGCAAGAGGACUAUGAUGGGUUGGAAGAUUGA
This is a messenger RNA of Cyphellophora europaea CBS 101466, 1218 nucleotides long. RefSeq lists its product as uncharacterized. The transcript is spliced from 2 exons. Gene Ontology annotation, biological process: butyrate catabolic process; fatty acid beta-oxidation using acyl-CoA dehydrogenase. Lineage: Eukaryota; Fungi; Ascomycota; Eurotiomycetes; Chaetothyriales; Cyphellophoraceae. The record is from RefSeq and is a predicted model, not a curated record. Gene Ontology annotation, molecular function: flavin adenine dinucleotide binding. The coding region runs from base 1 to 1218 and encodes 405 amino acids.